Messenger RNA from Phialemonium atrogriseum, 1686 nucleotides. RefSeq lists its product as uncharacterized. The transcript has 3 exons. Gene Ontology annotation, molecular function: protein binding; diphthine methylesterase activity. The coding region runs from base 308 to 1564 and encodes 418 amino acids. Gene Ontology annotation, cellular component: cytoplasm. Gene Ontology annotation, biological process: protein histidyl modification to diphthamide. The record is from RefSeq and is a predicted model, not a curated record. Lineage: Eukaryota; Fungi; Ascomycota; Sordariomycetes; Cephalothecales; Cephalothecaceae.
CCGCAUUUGGGGAUAGUCAAGAUCUCAGGUACCUAUGACAUGAUAUGGAUGCCAGGUCCAGUGUCAGGCAGUUUCUAUGCCGGUCGGCACCUUGUCAGGGCAUGUGUGUUGAGGUCAAAUGUUCCAUGACUGGCAACGAUGAUUAGACAAAAUCCUGCAACAUGACGAGAUCUCUCCCGGCACAAAUUCCGAACAACCAGAACCCUCCAGCUAUUGCAUAUAUGGUUACCAUUUGCUGAGUCUGAGCCUAGGCCGAUUCAUCUCACAAGCACGACUCAAUCCGCGGUCCAGUCGUGUAGCCUGUAGGAUGGCUGGCUCAAGUGAGCCCAUUGCGCCCCUAUUCUCCCUGAAGCUUGACCUCCCUCCGAGCUGUCUCGAGUUUUGCCCAAUAUUUCCCGACUAUUUCCUCGUCGGGACAUACAAUCUCCAAAAGGACGAGACGUCGGUCCAGGCCAAUACAACAGAGGCAGAGGAGAGCAGCCAAGGCCCAUCCAAGGAGGCUCAGAAGCGAAACGGAAGCAUCGUCGUAUAUAAAGUGGAAGACAAAAUCAUUGUCCACGUACACACAGAGCCGCAGCCGUCCGCCGUUCUAGAUCUACACUUUCAGCAUCUCCCGGGCAGGCAAGACAUCUGUGGCGCCGUCUCCAGCACGGGAACAUUGGAUGUCUUCAGAUUCUCGGGACCGCCAACUGCAUCGAACGGGCUUCUCGCUCUGAACACAAUAAGACUCCCGGGAAUAGGGGAAGAUGUGCUCUUCCUCUCAUUUGCGUGGCACCCGUCUAUCGAGGAUGUCAUUGCUGUCACGACCUCUCAAGGGAACGCGCACAUUAUCAGGCUUGGCUCGGAUUGCAAGGCUUUCCAAAGCACAGGUGAGCCGAUAAUCAGCCACAGCCUCGAGGCAUGGUGCGUAGCUAUUUAUCCUAGUGUUUCGACAAGCCAUGGCCAGGAGUUGAACAACUCUCCACCAUUUGCCCUGUUUACGGGAGGAGAUGAUUCAGCAUUGCAGUAUCUCACCUGCGAGAUAAGAGGUGGUGCCGACGACGACGACAACGAUCCCCUCGAAGUGUUCACUAUGUUUGCCCCAGUGACGGUGCGAGGGCACGAGGCAGGCGUCACUGCGAUUCUUCCGCUGCCUCUUACGGCUGGGGAGCAGGACUCAGAUCUGGUAGUCACUGGAAGCUACGAUGACCAUGUUAGGGUGUAUUCAAUCGUUCCUCUCCAUCAGGCAGGAGGUCUCCGCAAGGCAAGGCUGCUGGCAGAAGCAAACCUCGGCGGAGGAGUGUGGAGGCUGCGGCUAAUCGGGGUACAAGAGGGGGAUUCGGGGGCAACAUGGCGAGCCUGGCUCCUGGCUUCUUGCAUGCAUGCCGGGGCAAGAAUCGUCGAGCUCCGGGGAUCGAGCAACGUGGCCUGCGAGGUGGAAGUCCUCGGACGGUUUGAGGAGCAUAAGAGCAUGAACUACGCAAGUGAUUUCCGGCCUGGUGACUCGCACGGCGAGCUGGUCUGCGUGUCGACUAGCUUCUACGACAAGCUCCUAUGUCUUUGGCAGAUCGAGUUCCCGAGAUAGGUAAAUAGGUACCUAUGUAUGUACAUACAAUAGUCAUCUUAGGUGGUAGCACAGCACCCACCUACCUCGAUUAGUGCUGCAUCUUAGCAGAUUGCUCAGCUACCCAGGUCUGUCGUGCUGCG